Messenger RNA from Aspergillus ochraceoroseus IBT 24754, 1002 nucleotides. Its product is annotated as glycoside hydrolase family 16 protein. The coding region runs from base 1 to 1002 and encodes 333 amino acids. NCBI's taxonomy places the organism in Eukaryota, Fungi, Ascomycota, Eurotiomycetes, Eurotiales, Aspergillaceae. The transcript is spliced from 2 exons. The record is from RefSeq and is a predicted model, not a curated record.
AUGCCUUUAUUGAUACCUCCUUAUCCCUUACCCAUGAAGAUAUUCAUUCUCCCCAGUCUCUCCUUGAGUACUGUAGCCUCCUCAUUCGCUCUCCCUCUUCACAAUCCCACGAAAGACAUCCCCAUCCUGGGCUCCGACACAGCCGACUUCACACACUACAAAUUCUGGGACUUUCGCGCCAUGUCCACCGUCCAGAAUACCACCCAGAUUCCCCUCGAACACACUCCCUUCAACACCGCCUGGGAAGCCCAGUCAUGGCGUCGGGAACCCACCGGAGACAGCUCCUGGCCCAUGGUCAACUCCAAAGCAAACGUCUUCCUCACCCAACACCCAGACCAACCCAGCUCCAGUAUCCUUGUCCUCCGCACUACGCGAUUCUCCAACUACUUCUCAACAGCGGAGAUCGAAAGCCGUCUGGGAAACUACCAACAUUGUUCGUGGCGCGUGCGGAUGCGCCUGAUGUCGCAGUCGACCAUUUCCGAGAACGACUCCCCCAGCCAGGACCCCGGGAGAGCAGCCGAAAGGGUUCCACCGGGGGCGUGCGCAGGCAUGUUCAUCUACCGCUCUGCAACAUGCGAGUCGGAUCUGGAGAUCCUCACCUCCGACUCGCAACGUACCAUCCACUACGCGAACCAGCCGGACUACGACCCGGUCAGUGAUAGAAUGACCCCGGGGUUUAGUCGUACCGUGACGGAUCUCCCAGCGCCCUGGACGACGUGGGUGACACAUCGCAUGGACUGGGCCCCCGGCGCGACGCGCUGGUAUGCGGAUGAUCAGCUGCAGACCGUGAUAGAGCUUGGUGUGCCGGAUCGCCCGAGCCUUGUUGCAUUGAACCUUUGGAGUGAUGGUGGCGUUUGGACGGGGGAUAUGGCCGUGGGCCAGAGCGUGUAUCUGGGUAUUGAAUGGAUUGAGCUUGCGUAUAAUCUUUCCACUCCUGGGUUGGAUGUUCCUUUUCGCUUCCGUCGAAAAACAUCGGGGAAAGACGGGGGGUUCCUCGAAUAA